Mytilinidion resinicola is the source of this 2042-nucleotide messenger RNA. RefSeq lists its product as uncharacterized. The coding region runs from base 1 to 1893 and encodes 630 amino acids. NCBI's taxonomy places the organism in Eukaryota, Fungi, Ascomycota, Dothideomycetes, Mytilinidiales, Mytilinidiaceae. The record is from RefSeq and is a predicted model, not a curated record. The transcript has 4 exons.
AUGUCCGAGUCGAGUAAGGAUCAGGAGUCUCCAUUGGCACCGCACAAUGUAGAGACAAGGGCACCGGAUGGCCGAGAAUAUGAGUUCUUUGUUACUACUGGCCAGCCUCACCAGCCCGAGGGCGCUUCGAGGGCUACGAUUCGCCGAGUAGUAAUGAGGAACUUCUUCAAUGACAAGUACGCCAAUACAACGAUCCCGCUUUCCGCUAUUAACUCUUCCUUGACUGUUCAAGCCGGCGGCAAUUUGAAAGGCCGUUUUAGGCUCCCAAAACCCGGCCAAGUCACACCCCCUGAGAAGCAGCCAAGGAGUGCCCCCAAAAGGAAACCGGGCAAGCAAGAUGCGGUGGUCACCGGCCCAAGUACCGAGGCGAAGCAAUCAAAGAUACGGACUGUCACCAAGAAACAAGUGCCACAAACCUGUGGUGGUGCAGUCAUCAUACCUCCAAUCAAAGCGCCCCCUCGGAAUCGCUAUGACCCCUUUGAUUGUUUGCCUAUUCCAGGUAGUUCAAAGAUCCAGUUAUUGUUCACACUAUACAAGACAAAUUUCAGAAUUAACUCCAUAGCUGUCAAUGCGCGGAACACUUGGUGGCCGUUCAUCUCGCGCGAUGCCACAAUGCUUCACUCCACACUAGCAUCAGUCGCAUUAUACAAUGAUCUCACUACUGAAGGCAUCACUUUCCGAAUUGAAGCACUUAGACAUAAAAAUGAAGCAAUAAAGGGCAUCAAUGCCAAGCUUAACUCUCAGAAGGAAGGGAUAUCAGACGAGGUGGUAGGUGCCGUGGCCACCAUCGCCAGCUUCGAAAAUCUAUACGGGGCAUACGAUGCAGCCCAACUGCAUAUAACCGCGCUGAAGAGAAUGAUUACGGCGCGUGGGGGCCUGCAAGCCUUCUCGCACAAUGAUGGACUGAUGAGGGGCCUUGUCUGGGUCGACUUCCACAGCUCCACCGUCUUCCGCACGCCCCCAGCCUUCCCCUACCACCCGCCCACCCCCUCGACCCCCGAAGAAGCCCUCCUGCCCGACGCCCUCCUCGCCGAAGCCGCCUGCUCCUCCCCAACCAGCCUGCUGCAUCUCUCCACCGCCGGCGUCGACUGCUUCAACGUCUUCUACCGCCUGCACCGCCUCGGCCUGGCCACGUCCUCGGCCUGGGCCGCCCGCGUCGCCAAGCUGGCCCUCGCAAACCUGCUCUACGAGGCCGAGUACGCGCUGCUCGCCAUGCCGGACCGCUCGCCGCUCUUCCUGGGGCCGGACCGCGCGCGCCGCGCCGCCGGGCGCUGGGACCCCGGCGACGACGCCGCCGCCGACGCCGCGAGCGUGGUGGAAGCGCUCGUCGCUGCGGGCCAGAUCUUUCUGUAUGCCGCGCUGCGCGAGGUGCCGGUGCGCGCGCGCGUGUUUGAGAUCCUGCUCGCGCGGCUGCGGGCGACGGUCGAGCGCGGGGGCGUGAGUGUGGUGGAGGUGUGGGAGGCGGAGAGGAAUGUGCAUACGCUGCUGUGGGUGCUGGUGGUGGGCGCGACGGUGGCGAGGCAUUGGGGCGGGACGGGGUGGUGGGUGGAGGGGAUUGGAGAGGUGGUGGGGCGGAUGGGGCUCGGGAGGAGGGAGGAGUUUGAGGGGGUGUUGAAGGGGGUGGCGUGGACGGAUGUGUUUUUUGGGGGGGUGGGGGAGGGGUUGUGGGAGGAUGUUUUGAGGGUUAGGGAGGAGGAGAGGAGGAGGGAGUUGGGAGGAGAUGAGGAUGGGGAUGGGGGAGGUGGAAGGGAUGAUGAGCGUGAAGCGAGUGAAGAGGAGGAUGUUUUGGGCUAUGCGGAGGUGGUGGAUUUGCCGAUAAUGUCGAAGGACGGUGGACUCUUUGAGGAUAGAUUCGCUGUAGAGAAUCCUUGGAGUUCCUUAGGGACAUAUUGAUUAGGAUUUGGGGCUUAGAAACCUCGACUUGAUAUUCCCGCGAGGUGGAAGAAGAGCGUUUACAAUGCUAGAAGAGAGUAGUUGACUCAAAACCGCGAACUGAUUGCUGGUGACAUCAGGUCGUUGAAAACUACAAUGAUACUUCCUUC